AUGAACCAACUGCAAGUCAAAUACAGAGGGGACCGCUCACCCAUUGCGCGGCGACAACAAAGCUCGCCAGAGCCAUACCUAACCUAUCGGAUGAUGAAUCGGAUUCAUAUGAGGAUGAGGACGAUUCGAAACUCUCGGCAGCUUUGGUCGCGGUUCCCCCCAAGUCCUCGCUCGACGUCUCGCACCUCCUCAGCCUCGGGGCUUUCGAACUCUCGCAAGAACUGUUCCAGCGACUCCGAAGAGGAUUCGACAAGCGAUUCAUACUACGGAGUCGAAUAAGACAGCUCAGAGGUAUUACCUGACAACAUCGUCUCCGCACCACUCCUGACUCGGAAAGACAAGAAGAUUUGGACCGGCAUACCUGCGAGCUCUCUCGGCGGAACGCAGACCGACGAACUGUCGAACACGACGCGCGGAGGCAUUUUUCUCAAACAUAAUCUUCACCACUGCAGAGCACAACGAGCUCCGUCUCAGGCCGCUCGUUCCUCGCAAGCAGAAAUCCUAAUGGAAAUUUGUAAGCAACCUUCCUGUCCUGGAGCUCCCAAGGUUCAUAGCUACAGAGGUGUGUCGAAGCUGCGUGCUGCGCUGCGUUUUUUUUUUUCGUCCUGUGAUCGACCUAACCCCUAUUGGUAUAUAUCAACAGACGCAUGACUGGGCUCCACGCAAAUAUGAAUGCUGUCUCGCUGUCGUCAAGCGACCUUACGGUAACGCGCGCUCGUCUACUCAUCAUCAACAUCCGUCGGACGUGGCAGUGGGGAUCUGCUGACGUCCAGAACUGCCCAUCACUCUUAUAGAGGCUUGGAGUCAACCCGCGAAGGUCCACCUGUUGUGGAGGUUCUGCGGAUGGUCGUCGUUGCUCGGGGGCCUGCAAAAGAGAUCGGGGACGUAA
This is a messenger RNA of Microbotryum saponariae, 889 nucleotides long. The record is from the annotation of a GenBank genome assembly. Lineage: Eukaryota; Fungi; Basidiomycota; Microbotryomycetes; Microbotryales; Microbotryaceae.